Oncorhynchus mykiss (rainbow trout) is the source of this 1550-nucleotide messenger RNA. The record is from RefSeq and is a predicted model, not a curated record. NCBI's taxonomy places the organism in Eukaryota, Metazoa, Chordata, Actinopteri, Salmoniformes, Salmonidae.
UUGACCACCAGAGAACACGCGGCUGCCCUCUAGUGAAGACAUCGUUGAAAGCAUUCCAGGACCACAGGGCAACUGUCAGAAGUUAUUCUGUGACGUUCACUUCUCAACACCGACACCGGGAGUCGGUCACCGAACAAGCCUUUCUGAUAGGAAGUCGGUGUAGCGCGUAGCAAUGGGCUCCAUUUCGGGUUUAUUGUCUGUGGUAGGAGCGGCAACGUUAUACCUCUAUCUCCUGUCCACUUUCCUGCCGCCCGGACCGCAACAUCUUCACCGGCGACACGCGGUGGAGUUAAACAACGAGAGCGCAGAGGGGGACGUGGAAGUUGUAGAGUACAGACUGAAGUUCCCGUCGGACCUGGAUGAGCUGAGGGAGCUGGCUGAGAUGCUGCAGUUCUAUAAGACAGAACACACAGGCUACGUGGUGCUGCUGUUCUGUAGUGCCUACAUCUACAAACAGUCCUUCGCCAUCCCUGGCUCCUCCUUCCUGAACAUGCUGGCGGGGGCGCUGUUUGGUCCAUGGCAGGGUCUGGUCCUGGCCUGUCUUCUGACCACCACCGGCUCUACCUUCUGUUACCUGCUCUCUGCUGCCUUCGGGAAGAGCUACGUCACACGCCUGUUCCCUGACAAGGUGGACAUGCUGCAGAACAAGGUGGAGGAGAACCGUAGCAGUCUGUUCUUCUUCCUCCUGUUCCUGCGGUUCUUCCCCAUGACUCCUAACUGGUUCCUGAACGUCACGUCCCCCAUCCUCAACAUCCCUGUCUCCAUGUUCUUCUUCUCCGUACUCAUCGGUCUGAUCCCGUAUAACUUCAUCUGCGUGCGGACCGGCUCCAUCCUGUCAGAGAUCUCUUCCCUGGACGAUAUCUUCUCCUGGGGGACGCUGCUACAGCUGUUGGCCAUCGCCUGUGUGGCCCUGCUUCCCGGAGCCCUUAUCAAGCUCUACAGCCAGAACCACCUCCAACUGGACGGGCUGCAGCAGAAUGGACGACACAGACAGAACCAGGGACAAGCAGCUGACGACAGAAAGAGGAGAUGACCCUGCUGAAAUACAGCCAUGCUGGGUCUGAUUGACCUUGACUGACCCCGCUGGACUGGAUUGGCCUCCACCACUACAGCUUUACACAGAGGAGUUUAUAGACUUGGUUUCAGGGGGAGAGAAACGUCUUAACUGCCACUAUGCCGAGGAUACUUAAAGGUCAUGAACAGUCGUGUUUUUCAUGAAAUCUGAUGAUAUUUGGAUGAAACCAGAUCAAAGUAUGAUGACCAAAGUAUGAAAAAAAUGAGUGUUUCUCCUACGUUGAUCAAGGUUGGUCAGAAAGAUACUGGUCCCCCAUGUCAAACACUUCAGGAUUAUUACGGGAAAAGGGGUGACAUCACCCUAACUCUCAUUGUAAUACACCAAUGGUAACAUGAUAUUCUCUUACCUCAUUUAAAUAAGUACCGCUUUGUAACCAACAUCGGAGAAGGCGUGUUUGUGGAGGGGCGUGGUUUAUACAGCUACUCUACUGGUGCCUGUAGGGUGUCAUCAAAUAUAAUUAAAAGUUUACACUAUU